Pteropus alecto (black flying fox) is the source of this 5873-nucleotide messenger RNA. It is a transcript of the gene MYH7B, whose product is annotated as myosin heavy chain 7B. The record is from RefSeq and is a predicted model, not a curated record. Gene Ontology annotation, molecular function: cytoskeletal motor activity; actin filament binding; ATP binding. The transcript has 38 exons. Gene Ontology annotation, cellular component: myosin complex. NCBI's taxonomy places the organism in Eukaryota, Metazoa, Chordata, Mammalia, Chiroptera, Pteropodidae. Bases 16 to 5853 code for a protein of 1945 amino acids.
UUCAUUGCCACUACCAUGAUGGAUGUGAGUGAACUCGGGGAGUCUGCCCGCUACCUCCGCCAGGGCUACCAGGAGACGAUGAAGGUGCACACUGUCCCAUGGGAUGGGAAGAAGCGGGUCUGGAUACCUGAUGAACAGGAUGCCUAUGUGGAGGCUGAGGUCAAGUCGGAGGCGACUGGGGGCAGAGUCAGCGUGGAGACCAAAGACCAAAAGGUGCUGAUGGUGCGCGAAGCCGAGCUGCAGCCCAUGAACCCGCCCCGCUUUGACUUGCUGGAGGACAUGGCCAUGAUGACGCACCUCAACGAGGCCUCGGUGCUGCACAACCUGCGCCAGCGUUAUGCUCGCUGGAUGAUCUAUACUUACUCAGGCCUUUUCUGUGUCACCAUCAACCCCUACAAAUGGCUCCCGGUCUACACGCCCUCUGUGGUGGCCGCUUACAAGGGAAAGCGCCGCUCGGAGGCCCCACCACACAUAUAUGCGGUGGCAGAUAACGCCUACAAUGACAUGCUGCGCAACCGAGAAAACCAGUCCAUGCUGAUCACCGGAGAGUCGGGGGCCGGUAAGACGGUUAACACCAAGCGGGUCAUUCAGUACUUUGCCAUCGUCGCUGCCCUGGGAGACGGGCCGGGCAAGAAGGCCCAAUUUCUGGCCACAAAGACUGGGGGUACCCUCGAGGAUCAAAUCAUUGAGGCUAACCCUGCCAUGGAGGCUUUUGGCAAUGCCAAGACCCUGCGGAAUGACAACUCGUCCCGCUUUGGCAAGUUUAUCCGAAUUCACUUUGGUCCCUCUGGGAAGCUGGCAUCUUCGGAUAUUGACAGCUAUCUCCUGGAAAAGUCACGGGUGAUCUUCCAGCUGCCUGGUGAGCGUGGCUACCACGUCUACUACCAGAUCCUCUCAGGGAAGAAGCCAGAGCUGCAGGACAUGCUGCUUCUGUCUAUGAACCCCUAUGACUACCACUUCUGCAGCCAGGGUGUCAUCACCGUGGACAACAUGGAUGACGGGGAGGAGCUCAUGGCCACUGAUCAUGCCAUGGACAUCCUCGGCUUCAGUGUGGAUGAGAAGUGUGCCUGCUAUAAGAUCGUGGGUGCCCUUCUGCACUUUGGCAACAUGAAGUUCAAGCAGAAGCAGCGGGAAGAGCAGGCUGAGGCUGAUGGCACCGAGAGUGCUGACAAGGCUGCCUACUUGAUGGGGGUCAAUAGUGGGGACCUUCUCAAAGGCCUUCUGCACCCCCGAGUGCGUGUGGGUAACGAGUAUGUGACUAAGAACCAGAGUGUGGAGCAGGUGGUGUUUGCCGUGGGGGCUCUGGCCAAGGCCACGUAUGACCGGCUGUUUCGGUGGCUGGUAUCUCGGAUCAACCAGACACUGGACACAAAGCUGCCCCGUCAGUUCUUCAUUGGAGUCUUGGACAUUGCUGGUUUUGAGAUCUUUGAGUUUAACAGCUUUGAACAGCUGUGUAUCAACUUCACCAACGAGAAGCUGCAGCAGUUCUUCAACCAGCACAUGUUUGUGCUGGAGCAGGAGGAGUACAAGCGGGAGGGCAUCGACUGGGUCUUCAUUGACUUCGGCCUGGACCUGCAGCCCUGCAUUGACCUCAUCGAGAAGCCACUGGGCAUCCUGUCCAUCCUAGAGGAGGAGUGCAUGUUCCCCAAGGCCUCAGAUGCCAGCUUCCGGGCCAAGCUCUAUGAUAAUCAUGCAGGGAAGUCACCCAAUUUCCAGCAACCACGGCCUGACAAGAAGCGCAAAUAUCAGGCCCAUUUUGAGGUGGUCCACUAUGCGGGUGUGGUGCCUUACAGCAUCGUGGGCUGGCUGGAGAAAAACAAGGAUCCCCUGAAUGAGACAGUGGUCCCCAUCUUCCAAAAGUCUCAGAACAAGCUCUUAGCUACCCUCUAUGAGAACUACGCAGGCUCCUGCUCCACUGAGCCCCCCAAGUCUGGGGUGAAAGAGAAGCGUAAAAAGGCAGCAUCGUUCCAGACAGUUUCCCAGCUGCACAAGGAGAACCUCAACAAGCUGAUGACUAACCUGCGGGCCACACAGCCCCACUUUGUCCGUUGCAUUGUCCCAAAUGAGAAUAAGACCCCAGGGGUCAUGGAUGCCUUCUUGGUGCUACACCAGCUGCGCUGCAAUGGGGUUCUGGAGGGGAUCCGGAUUUGCCGCCAGGGCUUCCCCAACAGGCUGCUCUACGCUGACUUCCGGCAGCGAGCUUGGUGCAAUGCCUGGCCCCAGGGCAGACCUGUUACCACGAAGGGCACAGACAAUAUUGAGCCUGUUGGCCACCUCUUGCUGCCCCUCCCCAGGGAUGCCCUGUUCACCAUCCAGUGGAACAUCCGAGCCUUCAAUGCUGUCAAGAAUUGGUCAUGGAUGAAGCUCUUUUUUAAGAUGAAGCCACUGCUGCGCUCGGCACAGGCUGAGGAGGAGCUGGCGGCCCUGCGGGCUGAGCUGCGGGGGCUGCGAGGGGCACUGGCCGCUGCGGAGGCCAAGCGCCAGGAGCUGGAGGAGACACACGUCAGUGUCACCCAGGAGAAGAAUGACCUGGCUCUGCAGUUGCAGGCAGAGCAGGACAACCUGGCAGAUGCUGAGGAGCGCUGCCACUUGCUAAUCAAGUCCAAGGUGCAGCUUGAGGCCAAGGUGAAGGAGAUGAGCGAGCGGCUAGAGGACGAGGAGGAAGUGAACGCUGACCUGGCCGCCCGCCGGCGCAAGCUGGAAGAUGAGUGCACGGAACUCAAGAAGGACAUCGAUGACCUGGAGCUGACGCUGGCCAAGGCUGAGAAGGAGAAGCAAGCCACUGAGAACAAGGUGAAGAACCUGACAGAGGAGAUGGCAGCACUGGAUGAGUCAGUGGCCCGGCUGACCAAAGAGAAGAAGGCAUUGCAGGAGGCCCACCAGCAGGCCCUGGGUGACCUGCAGGCCGAGGAGGACCGUGUGAGCGCACUGGCCAAGGCCAAGCUCCGGCUGGAGCAGCAGGUGGAAGAUCUGGAGUGUUCCCUGGAGCAGGAGAAGAAGCUGCGCAUGGACACAGAACGAGCCAAGCGCAAGCUGGAGGGUGACCUGAAGCUGACACAGGAGUCAGUGACAGAUGCUGCCCAAGACAAGCAGCAGCUGGAGGAGCAGCUCAAGAAGAAGGACUCCGAGUUGAGCCAGUUGAACCUGCGAGUGGAGGAUGAGCAGCUCCUCGGAGCCCAGCUGCAGAAGAAGAUCAAGGAGCUGCAGGCUCGGGCGGAGGAGCUGGAAGAGGAGCUGGAGGCAGAGCGGGCUGCCCGAGCCCGUGUGGAGAAGCAGCGGGCGGAGGCAGCCCGGGAGCUGGAGGAGCUGAGCGAGCGGCUGGAGGAGGCUGGCGGCACGUCCGCAGGGCAGCGCGAGGGCUGCCGCAAGCGCGAGGCCGAGCUGGGGCGCCUGCGGCGGGAACUGGAGGAGGCAGCACUGCGGCAUGAGGCCACGGUGGCUGCCCUGCGGCGCAAGCAGGCGGAGAGUGCAGCUGAGCUGGGCGAGCAGGUGGACAGCCUGCAGCGCGUGCGGCAGAAGCUGGAAAAAGAAAAGAGCGAGCUCCGCAUGGAGGUGGAUGACCUGGGUACCAGCGUCGAGACUCUGGCCCGUGGCAAGGCCAGUGCAGAGAAGCUGUGCCGGGCCUACGAGGAUCAGCUGAGUGAGGCCAAGAUCAAGGUGGAGGAACUGCAACGUCAGCUGGCGGAUGCGAGCACCCAGCGUGGGCGACUUCAAACUGAGAGCGGGGAGCUGAGCCGCCUGCUUGAGGAGAAGGAGUCUCUGCUUAGCCAGCUGAGCCGUGGGAAGGCCUCAGCCACUCAGAGCCUGGAGGAACUGCGGAGGCAGCUGGAGGAGGAGAGCAAGGCCAAGAGUGCGCUGGCCCACGCUGUGCAGGCCUUGCGGCAUGACUGCGACCUCCUGCGGGAGCAGCAUGAAGAAGAGGCCGAGGCCCAGGCUGAGUUGCAGCGGCUGCUGUCCAAGGCCAAUGCUGAGGUGGCCCAGUGGAGGAGCAAGUAUGAGGCAGACGCCAUCCAGAGGACUGAGGAGCUGGAGGAGGCCAAAAAGAAGCUGGCACUUCGGCUUCAGGAGGCAGAGGAGGGGGUGGAAGCUGCACAUGCCAAGUGCUCAUCGCUGGAGAAGGCCAAGCUGCGACUGCAGACAGAGUCGGAGGACGUGACCCUGGAGCUGGAGCGGGCGACUUCAGCAGCUGCUGCACUGGACAAGAAGCAGCGGCACUUGGAGAGGGCACUGGAGGAGCGGCGGCGGCAAGAGGAGGAGACACAGCGGGAGCUGGAGGCAGCCCAGAGGGAGGCCCGCAGCCUUGGCACUGAGCUCUUCCGGCUGCGGCAUAGCCACGAGGAGGCUCUUGAGGCCCUGGAGACACUCAAGCGGGAGAACAAGAACCUACAGGAGGAGAUCAGUGACCUCACGGAUCACGUCAGCCUCAGUGGGAAGAGCAUCCAGGAGCUGGAGAAAGCCAAGAAGGCGCUGGAAGGGGAGAAGAGCGAACUCCAGGCCGCACUGGAGGAGGCCGAGGGGGCGUUGGAGCUGGAAGAAACCAAGACUCUGCGGAUCCAGCUGGAGCUAUCCCAAGUCAAGGCUGAGGUGGACCGGAAACUGGCAGAGAAAGAGGAGGAGUGCGCUAACCUGAGGCGCAACCACCAGCGGGCAGUCGAGUCUCUGCAGGCCUCCCUGGAUGCAGAGACACGGGCCCGCAAUGAGGCACUGCGGCUCAAGAAGAAAAUGGAGGGUGACCUCAAUGACCUGGAGCUGCAGCUGGGCCAUGCCACCCGCCAGGCCAUGGAGGCACAGGCAGCCACACGGCUCUUACAGGCCCAACUUAAGGAGGAGCAGGCAGGGCGGGAUGAGGAGCAGCGGCUGGCGGCCGAGCUCCGAGAGCAGGCACAGGCCCUGGAGCGGCGGGCCGCACUGCUGGCCGGGGAGCUGGAAGAGCUUCGGGCUGCCCUGGAGCAGGGCGAGCGCAGCCGCCGGCUGGCAGAACAAGAACUGCUGGAGGCCACAGAGCGUCUCAACCUGCUGCAUUCACAGAACACAGGCCUCCUGAACCAGAAAAAGAAGCUAGAGGUGGAUCUGGCCCAGCUGAGUGGAGAGGUGGAGGAGGCUGCUCAGGAGAGGCGAGAAGCUGAGGAGAAGGCCAAAAAGGCCAUUACCGACGCAGCCAUGAUGGCUGAGGAGCUGAAGAAGGAGCAAGACACCAGUGCACACCUGGAGCGGAUGAAGAAGACACUGGAGCAGACGGUGCGGGAGCUACAGGCACGGCUUGAGGAGGCUGAACAAGCUGCCCUCCGUGGCGGGAAGAAACAGGUGCAGAAGCUGGAGGCCAAGGUCCGGGAGCUGGAGGCCGAGCUCGAUGCUGAGCAAAAGAAGCAUGCGGAGGCCCUCAAGGGGGUGCGGAAACAUGAGCGCCGGGUCAAGGAACUUGCAUACCAGGCUGAGGAGGACAGGAAGAACCUGGCUCGCAUGCAGGACCUGGUGGACAAGCUGCAGAGCAAGGUCAAGAGCUACAAACGGCAGUUUGAAGAGGCGGAGCAGCAGGCUAACACCAACCUGGCCAAGUACCGCAAGGCCCAGCAUGAGUUGGAUGACGCGGAGGAACGGGCAGAUAUGGCAGAAACCCAGGCCAACAAGCUGCGGGCGCGGACCCGGGAUGCCCUGGGACCCAAGGUAAGAGGCAGCCGGGGGCACCACCCUGUCCCCUGCAUGGCAGUGCAGGUGUUACAGCUCAUUCAGCCACCCUUCUUUCCCUCAGCACAAGGAGUGAUGCCUGAACCCCUGGGCUCUGAAGAGGAAUGCCUGCCAUCUGCCCCUCACCUGACAUCCUAUCUUUAUCUUCAUCUGCUGAGCCCUGAAUAAACAUCAUGUCUGCAGCUCCA